Molecule: messenger RNA, 342 nt
Organism: Salpingoeca rosetta
Lineage: Eukaryota; Choanoflagellata; Craspedida; Salpingoecidae
Exons: 3
Coding region: 1-342 (113 amino acids)
Molecular function (GO): protein binding
Source: RefSeq, a predicted model, not a curated record
AUGCUUGAUCUCUCCUUCAACGGCUUCACCACGCUGUCGAGUGAACUCACGUGUCUGCCCAACCUGGGCGUCCUCUACUUGCACGGCAAUGCCAUCUCCUCCCUGAAAGAGGUGAAAAAGUUGCAACAACUGGAUAACCUGAGGAUGCUCAGCUUGCAUGGCAACGCCAUUGAGAAGGAAACAGGGUACCGGACGUUUGUCAUCAGUGUGCUGCCCGGGCUGAAGAAACUGGACUUCUCGUCCAUCACAGACGCAGAUCGCGAGCGAACAGAGACGUGGCGGCAAGUACACGCGCCAAAGCGGCUCGCAAAGUCCCUCAAACAACCAAAGCAGCCAGAGUGA